CUUGGUCUGUCAGAUUCAGGAUGGAUCGGUCUUUUCUUGUGCUGUGUGUGCUGCUUUCUGCCAUCAGCUGUUCAGCUGACAAAGGUGUGCAGACUGGAAUGAGAGCAGCAGCAGGAUCUAAGUCAGUGACUCUUCAGCCCUGGCUGGUGGGUCUGACAGCUGUAGUUGGCUUCCUCUUCAUCGUGUUCACCAUCCUGAUUAUUCACAGGCUGCUCAAGAGGAACAGGGAGGACAAAGGCGACUGGGUUUAUGAUAAGACUUUGGAGAUGGAAGGAGGUGAUACCAAACAAACCAGUCUGUGA
Molecule: messenger RNA, 302 nt
Organism: Toxotes jaculatrix (banded archerfish)
Lineage: Eukaryota; Metazoa; Chordata; Actinopteri; Toxotidae
Gene: smim24
Product: small integral membrane protein 24
Exons: 3
Coding region: 21-302 (93 amino acids)
Source: RefSeq, a predicted model, not a curated record